CCAUUUUUUAAUGUUGAUGCAAGCCCAACACAGUUCGUUGAUAAGGGCAUCCAACAAUUGCCUCUUCUCCCCUUCGGCUCCGGGCUUUUCCAGCCUAAAGUGGCGCCGCUCCUCCCCUGGUGUCUCUUCUUCGACGCUCAUCUUCUUCCCCGAUUCAUCCCCAUCUAUCAGCCUAAUCAACAGCAUAAGAAGGCAUCAUGAGGUUGGAGAAGUGUUGGUUUUGCUCAUCCACUAUAUACCCUGGGCAUGGUAUUCAGUAUGUUCGGAAUGAUGCGAAGAUUUUUAGGUUCUGCAGAUCUAAAUGUCAUAAGAACUUUAAGAUGAAGAGGAAUCCACGCAAGGUCAAGUGGACUAAGGCCUAUAGACGGUUACAUGGAAAGGACAUGACCCAGGACUCAACCUUUGAAUUCGAGAAGAAGCGAAACAGGCCCGAAAGAUAUGACAAGAAUGUAACAGAGAACACUUUGAAGGCCAUCAAGACAAUUAUUAAAGUCAGGGACACCAGGGAGGCUCGUCACCACAAAAACAGAUUUAGAUCCAAGAAAGCAAUGAAAAACAAAGAAGCAGCAAAGGAACUUGAGCAGAGCAUCCACCUGAUCAAAGCACCCAGCGCUCUUCGGCAAGAUGCUUCUCUCACUUUGCCCAUCAAGGUCAAGGUCUCACAACAGUCCCAAGAUAACCGCAUGGAAGAGUAAAUCUCUCUCUUUUGCCUGUCAUUGAGCCGGACGCUUCAUUCCAAAUUCUCCUAAAAACGGUUUCGUUCCCAUUUUUGCAUUCACUAUAUUGCCCGUAUCUCGUUGCAUUUGUUCUUGUUUAUGCUAAGAUCCAACAUCAUUAUCACUUAUGUGUAGUACAAUGAUCAAACAUGUUUUCUAAGGAUUAUAGUUGGGGGAUGAUGACAUUUGAAUGAUAAAGAUUGAAUUUAUGA
Messenger RNA from Cuscuta campestris, 928 nucleotides. Lineage: Eukaryota; Viridiplantae; Streptophyta; Magnoliopsida; Solanales; Convolvulaceae. The record is from the annotation of a GenBank genome assembly.